AUGCUGAUGCCAGUCGAUAGCGAUGGCUCUCCCUCGGGCAGCAGCGUAGGGAGCCGGGGAGCAACUGUUCCCGUCUCUGGAUCCACAGGCGGACGGACGGGGGCAGUCGCGUACGGCUCUGGCACAACAAAAGCUGUUACUAUCCCCCAGGGACAGCCUUUCGCUGGACGUACCUCAGGAGGAGCCACCCGCGAUUCAAUCUAUGGGAACAGCUACUACGGUAGCGGUUACCCUGGUUUAUCAGGUCUUGGGGUAGCCAGCCGUGGCUUCCCCUUCGUUUACUGGCCUCUAAUCUGGGGCGGCGGGCUGGGGUAUGGCGCAGCGUACCUGCAUGAUAAUCACGAGUAUGGAGAACCCAAUAACUCGAGUCGACCAGGCGGUCCUAUGGCACAGGCCGCGUUUUUCUCAAAUUCGACGAACACGACUUUCCACAUUGUUUCUGACAACAGUACGGUGUUCUCGCUGAUUGGGUCUAUCACCAUGAAUUGCACAGUCGCAUCCAACUCGUCGACAAUCCCUUCGCCUUUCAAUGGUUCCGCGACUGACCCCCUACCCGAACAAGCGAUCCAGUACUAUCGCGCGAGUAGCGUCGCUCUAACGCUUGAUGGAUACAACAAUACAGCUGCGUUGGCAGGCAACGAGACGACUCCUCCCCCCCUCCCUUCUGGCAUCGACACCAACCUCCUAAACUGCCUGAAUGCUACGAUUGGAGAAGCUGUGCCGCUGUUCCAGGACUCCAGCUCUUCCGGUUCCACAGGCUCCGUCGGCGCCGCCGCACGCUUGUCGACGCCGACCAUGGGCUUAGUUGGACUCAUUUACGUUGUGUGGUGCCUGGGUUCGCUCUAUUGA
Dichomitus squalens LYAD-421 SS1 is the source of this 849-nucleotide messenger RNA. RefSeq lists its product as uncharacterized. Lineage: Eukaryota; Fungi; Basidiomycota; Agaricomycetes; Polyporales; Polyporaceae. Bases 1 to 849 code for a protein of 282 amino acids. The transcript has 3 exons. The record is from RefSeq and is a predicted model, not a curated record.